GGUGUGCAAGACAGACAGCAGCAACACUAGCAGAUCAUCAGAGGAGGAGAAGAACAAGCUAGCAGAACAAUGCGGCGCUACGGGCAGUCGCUGUACCAGCCGCAGAGCCCGGUGGCGCGGUGCGUCAACUUCCUCUGCGCGGUGCUGCUGACGCUGAUCCUCAUCGCCGGCGUCAUCCUGUUCGUGCUGUGGCUGAGCCUCCGCCCGCACCGCCCCAAGUUCUACCUCGCCGACUUCUCCAUCCCCAACGCCAACCGGCAGUCGGCCGGCCUGGCCAACCUCCCCGUGCACUUCACCGUCAACGAGCACAACCCCAACCAGAAGAUCGGCAUGUUCUACGACGAGGUCCUCGCGUCCGUGUUCUACGGCGACCAGCUCGUCGCCACGGGCCCCGUCAUGAACCCAUUCUACCAGGUGCCCAAGGGCGACACGCCCGUGCAGGGCACCCUCCUCGCGAGGGGCCCCGUCCCGACGGACCCGUCGUGGGGCCUCUUCGCCGGCGAGGUGGCGGCGGGGGCCGUCCAGAUGCGGCUGGUGCUCACCUCCAAGGUGCAGUUCCAGGUGAAGGUGUGGGACACCAAGCGUCACCACAUGAAGGUGGAGUGCGACUUCACCAUGCAAGGGGACGGCACGCUCCGUCCGCAGGACAAGAACUCCCAGUGCACGCUCUACUUCUAGUUCUAGCAUGCAUGUCUCUCUCGAGAUCUCGAUCGGCUUGAAUUGGUGUGGACAUCGCUGAUCCUUUUUCAAUUAGUCUUGGUUUCAAAGGUCAUGUUGUAUUUAGUGUUUUUCCCCUUCAUUUGGCUGGUAUUUGCGAUUGUUGUAGUGCAAUUAUUUUUAACACGUACGAGCGUAUUCAUUCA
Messenger RNA from Sorghum bicolor (sorghum), 863 nucleotides. Its product is annotated as NDR1/HIN1-like protein 2. The transcript has a single exon. Bases 70 to 678 code for a protein of 202 amino acids. NCBI's taxonomy places the organism in Eukaryota, Viridiplantae, Streptophyta, Magnoliopsida, Poales, Poaceae. Gene Ontology annotation, biological process: defense response to other organism. The record is from RefSeq and is a predicted model, not a curated record.